UAGGUUUCCCCCAGCAUGUCAUAGCCUCCAUGUCUGAUCAGGAUGCCAAACCCUCGUUCAGCAUGUCGCACCUGGACAGCGCUGGUGAACCAGAACUCACUCUUGGCGGCUACUACUGCCCACAGUGCAGAGCCAAAUACACUGAGCUGCCAGUGGAGUGUAAAGUGUGUGGUCUGACUUUAGUUUCCGCUCCUCACUUGGCCCGUUCCUUCCAUCACCUCUUCCCCCUUGAGGCCUUCCAGGAGACCCCACUGGAGUCGUAUGAGGGCGAGAGGUUCUGUGAAGCUUGCCAAGGAGAGUUGAAAGACAAAAGUGUAGGUUGUCCAAUUUAA
Molecule: messenger RNA, 332 nt
Organism: Sinocyclocheilus rhinocerous
Lineage: Eukaryota; Metazoa; Chordata; Actinopteri; Cypriniformes; Cyprinidae
Product: general transcription factor IIH subunit 2-like
Exons: 4
Coding region: 30-332 (100 amino acids)
Biological process (GO): DNA-templated transcription; nucleotide-excision repair; regulation of transcription by RNA polymerase II
Cellular component (GO): transcription factor TFIIH holo complex; transcription factor TFIIH core complex
Source: RefSeq, a predicted model, not a curated record